Molecule: messenger RNA, 4075 nt
Organism: Biomphalaria glabrata
Lineage: Eukaryota; Metazoa; Mollusca; Gastropoda; Planorbidae
Product: toll-like receptor 4
Exons: 3
Coding region: 217-2985 (922 amino acids)
Biological process (GO): signal transduction
Molecular function (GO): protein binding
Source: RefSeq, a predicted model, not a curated record
AGACAUAAGGUCUAAAUCAUUUUUCUUGCUAAUCUGUGAAGGCAUAGCCGUGCAGUCCAACUGUAGUAGAUCGUGUUGCUUUUUUUAAACUUUUCUUUUUCUAAUGUCACAUGCUCUAGAAAAGAUUAGAUAACUAUCAAAAGAUAUAUCCUUUUUGGUGUUUCCGGCGCAGAGAAUUAAGGAAGUGUUCAUCAUCUAUAUUAUUUAAAAGACAUCAUGGAUUGGAGAACAACGUCGUGGAUGCUUUCAACGUUAAUGUUUGUAACGGUGAUAGUUUAUUUUGUUCUUGAUUACAAUGUGAAUAAACUUAACAACCGUGGAUGGAUUAAUAAUCAUUUGUUAAAACAUCUCCACAAAAUAAAAAGGACCAAUAAUAUUCAAAAAGGUGGUUCAGGCCAAGAAAAAUUAGACAUUCAUACAUCAACAAAAAACCGUUUAGAUUUACAAGAUCAGGACCUCUGUUAUACGCACAAUACUUUUUUGCAAUCCAAAGUUUCCCCCUGUAGCUAUAUCUGUGGCACAGUCAACUGUUCUGGUCUCUCUAUCAAGGAGAUACAACCCUCGUGGUUUCCAAAUGAAACACAAACUAUUCUAUUGAAUACAAACUUUAUCAGCAGAUUGAACAAUUCCACUUUUUCAUAUCUAACGAAUUUAAUAUAUUUAGAUCUAUCAGACAAUAACAUUGAAUUGAUAGAGAUACACGCUUUUAAAGGGCUACAUAAUCUAAAGACUUUAAAUCUUUAUAAUCAUAACUUAAAGUUUGAUAACUCUAAUGAGUUUCAAAAAAUCUUUGGGCCACUUACCAGUUUAGAAGAACUAAAUAUCUUACAGGAUCCCCACAAAGUAGGAAUGUAUUCAUUUAAUUUUUUAGAGAAUUUGCCAACACUUCGAAAAUUAUCAACAGAAUAUGAUUUAGAAACAUUGUCUCUCGGCGAAGAGUUUAGAAAAAUAUCAAACUUGACAUUUCUAACACUUUCUGGCAAUGUUAAAAUCAUGAACGAUUCUUCAUUUAGCAAUGUAGCUGGAUUAAUUGAACUUCAUUUGGAAUUAUUAAAAAACUUACACACAAUUAGCCACAAUGUUUUUUUACCUUUAAAGAAAUUAAAAGUACUGAAAAUGUAUGUGAUAGAAAUAACCGCACAAUUUGUGCUUUCUCUUUUGGAACCGUUUCAGGACAGGAACAUGACUGAGAUCAGUUUAGACAUUGUGAGCUUUAUUCACACACGCACUGAUCCUCGAAUUGAAGGGUAUGUCACUUAUAAUGACACCCAAUAUCUUUUAAAUAUUUGCUUGGAAACAUUGACUUUAGGAGCACUUUACAUUUACUAUUUUUCUGCGGACGCAUUUCAGAAUCUUGAGACUUGGAAUAGAUGUUUAGUAAAUUUGGAAAUUUCUCACAACCAAUUAUUUGGAAGUUUUACGACUGGUUCUCGAUUGCUGAAGUUAACAAAAUUACAAAACUUUACGUUUACAGAUGUGUUUCGUCAAUGUUUUCGAUACAAAAGUUUUCCUCAAAGUUCUUUGGAUAAUCAAGCCUACUUAAAACAAAAUAAUGACAGCGCUCUUCAGGAAAGAAAGUUAACUGAAAAGAAAUACGAUAUAAGUGUGUUUGCAGAAAUGUAUGUUCCAAGAAGUUUACAUGGUGCACCGUGUUGGUCCCUUGAAACUAUAACAAUAUCUGAAAGUAUCAAAUAUAUAAAUAUGAGACGCCUGGUUGCUUCCGACUGGAUGCUUUGUAACUAUUACAUUGAAGGUGCACAAAAUGUAGAGUAUCUGGAUAUCUCUGAUAGUGGGUUUAAAUAUUUUACCGGUUCACUUCAAGGAUUCAUUUCAGUUAAAACAUUGAUAGUAUCAGGAAAUAAUGUCAGUGUGAUAAAAACGUCUUACCUGGACACAUUCCCUGCUCUAGAAAACUUGGCUCUUGCUAAUUGUCAACUAGAUCGUGAGUUUAUGUCAAUUCACAGCGGGAGAUUGUUUCAAAAUCUGACACGCCUACAGCAGCUUGAUCUGUCUUCUAAUUUACUCAACUAUUUAUCUACAGACACGUUUAUGUACAACAAACACUUGAAGUGGUUGACUUUAGCACAAAAUCAGUUUCGGGAAAUUCCGUUUUCUUUGGAGUACACACCAGAACUUGAAGUCUUAGAUCUACGUCAGAACUCCCUCAAUACGAUUGACAUGGCGAGCAUUGACCAGCUUGACAAAAUUGUGACUAAGUCAGGUCACCUACAACUUUUACUAAGUGGGAAUAUUUUAUCCUGUGGUUGUAACGAUCUUCAGUUUUUACACUGGAUGAGGUUGACUUCAGUGACGUUUGAUCAGAAUGGAAACUUCACAUGCAUUAACAAUAAAGGGGACAGAACUUAUACUUUAAUUUACUCUGAACUUGAUGCAUUGUGGAGAGACUGUUGGGGAAGUUUUUUCUUAUAUCUGGCUUUGAUAAUCUUGUGUCUUUAUAUGAUAGGAAUUUCACUAGCUUUUAUAAUGAUUAAAAAUAAGAAAUUCAUUAUUUCCUAUUUUUCGCAGAUUCUAGGCCUUUUUAGAGUACAUACGAAACAAGACUACCCUAUAGGUGUGUAUAUUGGCUAUUCUGAUAGAGAUUAUUUGUUCCCGUGCACGGAUUUGAGAAAAUUUAUUGAAAGUUCACUUAGGUUAAAGACAUUUUUAAUUGAUCGUGACCUUAUUGCGUCUGUGGACAAAGCCAGUGGGAUAGUUGAUGCUCUGAACGCCAGUUGGAGAAUUCUUCUCGUCUGCAGUGAAAGUUUCUUGAAGGAUGAUGAUUGGUCAAUGUUUACAAUGAGGUCAGCUAUUUACACACAAAGUUCAGCAAAUCCUGCUCGUGUUGUCGUGCUAGUACACAAAGAUUGUCUUCCCUUACUUCCAACAGCUGUCGUAAGUUCCGUCAAUGAUGAGAAUAUUUGUGUUGUGUCGGAGUGGGCGUUGAACUACGAGAUGAUGCAAAUGUUGACCACAAGAUUGACGUAAACAAAAUAAAUGAUAGUAUACAAUUAUUGAAUGCCUUUUUGCCUAGACAUACUUAUCUUUGUCAGUGUUAACCUAACAUGUAUGCAUACACUCUUAAAUAUUUACAGCAUUUGAUGCAAAGCUGAUUCGAAAAUACCCACCAUAAUUACUUUAUGUGCAAAUCACACCUCGUGCUUACGACAGUCUUUUUAAACUUGACAACUAACAUUUUUAAAAUAAUUGUUUAAUCUUGACAAGUAGAGUCCCCUUUCAGCGCUUGUGAUCUAUGGGGCAGAUGAUGUAAAGGUCAUAUGAUUCUGUGGCCAGGAAAACGCCUAACUUUCCCCAGUUAAUGUCAGGUACUCAUUAGAGCUUGAUGGACUCAGAGGUGCCCUAAAGAUCCCGAAAGUAGAAAUACCAGUCGUCACCAGGAUUCAAUCCCGGGACCCCCAGCUUGAAAGCCAAGCUCUUUACCUCUCAGCCACUGCGCCUCCAAGUACAGCUUUGGGAAAAUUUAUUUGCUUCUUACAUUAGGUAUGAAAGUGACAAUCCUGUUAAUUGUUAAAGGGUAAAUGUGACUUUAAAACAUGUUUACUUGUAAAGAACCAAAUAAGUUUUUGUUAUAAUUUUACCAAUAACUAAUAGCUAGUCUAAGUAUCAACGUUAUUAAUAAAUAUAAAUAUUUAUCCUAAACUUUUCUUCACUGGACUAGCAUAUCAUCUAUUUAGUAGUAGUCUCUUCCUCUCGCUCUCUUUCUCAAUUUUUUCACCAGUAACCACAAAUAUUCUUGUUGUCAUUGCUUAUGUCGUAAACAUAAAAAGUUGAUUCUAAAUUUUAAAUUUUAAAAUGUAAUUUCUAGUAGACGCAAUGAACUUUAAUAGUCUGAACCCAUAAACUUAGAGUUAUUCCCCGUGGUUAGAAUUGACUUACAUGGUUAAAUGUGGGAAGCGUGGUCGAGAGGCGCUUGAACUUGGCUUGUCUCGGCUAUCUAGAAGGGGGCUCGAGGUUCGACACCCGACUCGGGCAGAGUUGCGUUUACUGAGCGCCUAAAGGCAGCACGGAAAACCAACUCCUAGAUACCCCCUCCCCCCCCCCACCGGUCCACAAAUGA